UAGCAACCAAGAAGUUGUACACUCCAUAGUAAGUGCGGCUGCAAUGUUUUCUUCAGUAUGAGAGCAGAGAUCCUAUAGGAUUUCUUGGAAAGGACAGUCCCGAAAACCUGAGGGUCUUUAUGGAGAACACAAUGGCAGAAGGGCAUAACACAGUACCGGAAAAGAUCUCAGGGAAUCUAUUCCCCACAGAAGUGACUGAAGAAAAGCUCCAAGAAGCUCGGAAUAAAUCCCUCGCAAAAAAUUUUGGCUCCAGUCGCUUGUUUUUAGAGGUUCACAAUAACACCGAUCAACACGCCAAGCACACGUAUGAAGAUAUCGUGCAAGGAAAGAUGGUGGAACACUAUGAGCGGGGUCUGCAGCACUUGGCACAGAAGGAAUGGGAAAAAGCUGUUACCGCCUUUUCAAAAGCCAUAAACCUGUGUCCAGACAAGGUGGAGCUGUACGUCAAGCGAUCGGAAGCGUUCCUCCAGCUCGGUGACUUCCAGUCUGCGGCGCUCAACUUGAGGAAGGCGACAUCCAUGGCGCCCCCAGUCACAGAGCAUAUAGAACAGCUGGCCCUGACAUAUUACCUACAGGGACAAAGCUUGUUUGAUCAGAACCGUCACCUGGAUGCCCUGGAGUCUUUUACCUGCGCCGCAGAGCUGCAGCCUCAGAACAAACAUCACCACAUGCGCAGUAUUUGUUGUCUGGCUGCAUUGGGAAGAUACGCAGAAUGUAUCCACCUACUGAAUAAACUGCUGGAAGAAGAACAAGGAAAUCCUGACAUCUAUGUAGUACGCGCCAAUCUGUAUGAUCAGCUCAAUAAGCCCACAUUGUGCUAUCAGGAUGUGCACGCAGCUUUGUCGCUGGAUCCACAGCACCAUGAAGCACUCGACUUACGGCAGAAAAUGACAGCAAAAGCGGAGGAAGCUAAAGACAAAGCGGUCAACUUGGCCGUCCAGGGGCAGCUACAGGACGCCUUGAAAAAGAUCUGUUUUGCUAUAGAGAACAACCCGUUAUCAGCUGAAUAUCACAUAUUCAGGGGUACGGUGUACAAAAAGCUGAAAGAUUUCAGUCUGGCGGUGGAUGAUUUCGUAGGUGCCAUGCAGCUUUGCAACGCAGAGGAUGGAUCGGGUAAUGAAGCCACGCGGCUACACCCAGAGGCUGAAGAGCAGCUACUUCUCACCUACAAUGACUUCGCUGUGCAUUGCUACAUGAAGGGAUUCUACCAGGAGGGAGCGCAGUUACUGAACAAGGCGCUGGAGGGGGACAGGAACAAAAAAGAGCUUUACAUGAACAGGGGAGACUGUUUCUUCCAGUUGGGGGAGCUAGCCUUUGCCCUGGCCGAUUAUCAGCAGGCAUUUGACCUGGAUGAGGAAGACUGGGGUGCCAGGACUCGAGUUGCGAAGCUCCUUGAUGAGUUAGGAAUUCAGGCUCAGAAUCAGAGGCAAUACCAGCAAGCUGAGCACCACUUCUCGGAGGCCAUCAGAAAACAUCCCCUGCUUCCCCAAGUAUAUCUCCACAGAGCCAGACUCCGGCGCACGCUACAGGACAUCGCCGGCGCACAAGAAGACGCAGUCCUCUCUAUUCUCCUUAACCCAAAAAGUGAUGAGGCAACACCAACAAUAAUGAAUUUUUUCCCUGGAAAAACACUGGAGGAGGUUAUAACCAGCAAGCUUGCCGGCAACGCUCGAUGUGUCCUGGAGCAAAAUUUGGAGAAUCUGCCCUUGAGGUGUAAAGACGCCAUUCAGCCCACACGUGGCCAGAAGGAUCGAACCCUUCCUGGGACCAGAAGAGAUCUGGCUGUUUGUAUGACUGAUCAGCAACUGGUGGAAAUGGUUGGCAGGCGCAGGAAGCUUAAAACAGAUCUCCAAGCAGCACUUAACAGACGAGGAUACCUGAAGUCGACAGCUCCACGUAUCACUACUAGACCACCACAACCCAGGGAGGAGACCCCCGACACACAUGCCCCUUAUCAAUGGAAGACAUUUGGACUUGGACUUGACAAACACUAGAUAGGAAGCCAUGACCCACCAGUAGUCUGCAACCUGCGUUUCUCCUGCGAUACUUCAAAUCCCAUCAAAGUCUUGACAGCAACUGAAGGGCCACAACACAACAGGACAGUGUUUCCCCAACCAGUGUGCCUCCAGCUGUUGCAAAACUACAACUCCCAGCAUGCCCGGACAGCCGAAGGCUGUCCGGGCAUGCUGGGAGUUGCAGUUUUGCAACAGCUGGAGGCACACUGGUUGGGGAAAACACUGCUACAGGAGGUAAACUGGAAAAAGACAAUGCAAUUUUUUAUUUAAAAAGGUUUAUUGCAUGAAGCUACGAAUAAAAUGUUUAAAAACACGGCUCAGACCCAGCAUUUGUUUGGGGGGGAAAACAAACACCACUAUAGUUUUGGAGCCAAAGCUAAAAGCCGAUGUAGCAGGAAGGAGAGGCAGACGUCCUUCCUCCAUAAUUGUAAUCGUAAUUUUGGAUCCGCUUGAGGCUUUGGCUCAGAAAUUGUAUUAAAAACUGCGGUGGUGUAUUUCCAAAACUCUGCACUACCAGCCUUAAAGGGGUACUACCGUGGAAAUUUUUUUUUUUUUUUUUUUUUUUUAAAUCAACUGGUGCCAGAAAGUUAGAACAGAUUUGUAAAUUACUUCUAUU
This is a messenger RNA of Hyla sarda, 2631 nucleotides long. It is a transcript of the gene TTC16, whose product is annotated as tetratricopeptide repeat domain 16. The record is from RefSeq and is a predicted model, not a curated record. The transcript has 14 exons. NCBI's taxonomy places the organism in Eukaryota, Metazoa, Chordata, Amphibia, Anura, Hylidae. The coding region runs from base 120 to 1994 and encodes 624 amino acids. Gene Ontology annotation, molecular function: protein binding.